Molecule: messenger RNA, 781 nt
Organism: Vanessa atalanta (red admiral)
Lineage: Eukaryota; Metazoa; Arthropoda; Insecta; Lepidoptera; Nymphalidae
Product: A-factor type gamma-butyrolactone 1'-reductase (1S-forming)-like
Exons: 1
Coding region: 12-761 (249 amino acids)
Molecular function (GO): oxidoreductase activity
Source: RefSeq, a predicted model, not a curated record
GCAACGGUGACAUGAGUUUCAAGGAUAAAGUUGUGAUAGUGACGGGCGCUAGUUCCGGUAUAGGAGCAGCGGCUGCGAUCGCGUUCAGCGCCGCCGGAGCGCGCGUCGCCAUGGUCGGCCGCGACAACGCCAAGCUCGAUGCGGUCGCCGCGAAAUGCGCCAACCCUCUGAUAAUCCUCGCCGAUGUUUCCAAAGAUGACGACGCGAAACGUAUCAUCGACGAAACCAUAAAGAAGUUCGGCCAACUGGAUGUACUCGUAAACAAUGCUGGCUUGAUGUCGUUGGCUGGCUCUCUUCUACAAGGUGACAUGAUGAAGUCUUACGACACAAUUAUGAACGUAAACGUUCGCGCAGUCGUUCACUUGACUAACUUGGCUGCGCCGCAUCUGAUAAAGACUAAGGGAAACGUUGUCAAUAUAUCCAGUGUCGCUGGUCAUUUGCCAUCAUAUACGCCGUUAGGGAUAAAUUACUGCGUUUCCAAAGCCGCGUUGAACCAUUUCACUGCAUGUGCUGCUACAGAAUUGGGACCACAUGGUGUCAGAGUGAACGCUAUCUGCCCGGGACCGGUCAGAACUGACUUAUUAACGAACGCUCAACACCCGAAGUCAUGGGAUGAUCUAGCUAAGUUUACACUGCUUAAUAAAGUCAGUGAAGCGAAUGAAAUAGCAGAUUUGAUUUUGUACCUGGCGAGUGAUAAAGCCAAGUCGAUCACUGGAUCCAACCACGUCAUAGACUGCGGUACGAUGCUUAAACGCGCGUAAAUAAAUUGUUAAUACUAAAA